Monoraphidium neglectum is the source of this 1458-nucleotide messenger RNA. RefSeq lists its product as hypothetical. The record is from RefSeq and is a predicted model, not a curated record. The transcript is spliced from 2 exons. Lineage: Eukaryota; Viridiplantae; Chlorophyta; Chlorophyceae; Sphaeropleales; Selenastraceae. Bases 1 to 1458 code for a protein of 485 amino acids.
AUGGUCGAGCCCUGCCCCUGCAGCCGCCGCGGCGGCCGCCGCCGGGCCCGGCCGGCUGGCGCCGCCUUGCUGACGGUGGCGCUGCGGGCCGCCGGCAGCGGGGCGGCGCCCUGGGUCCUGCGGGCAGAGCUUCUUGGCCGCGCUCCCGCCACACUGAGUGGGGCCGGCCACGGCAUUCCUAACAACAGGAUCCUCAGCAGCAGCACCACCACCACCGCCAGCUGGACCGCUACCAUCAUCGCCCGCAUCUGCAGCCGCCGCCGCCUGCAGCCGGCGCGCCCACAGCUGCGCCUGACCGCGCCGCCGCUGAGCCCCUGGCUGUGGGCCACGCCACCGCUUGGCCGCCAGGCGCUGGCCAAGACCAUCAGGCUGCCCUCCUGCCUUUGGGGCGAGGACAGCCCCCUUCUGCCACAGCUGCUGUCGUCGGCGCCGCCGCCGCCGCCGCCGCCGCUGCCGCCGCUGAUGUGGGCGGCGCGAGCGCCGCUGCUGCUGCUGCCGCCGCCGCCGCAGCAGCAGCGGCCAGACGCGUUGGGGUUGCUGCGCUCAGCGCUUGCGCUGCGCCUGCUGGGAAUCCUCAGCCAGCAGCAGCGCAUGUCCGCGGCGCAACCAGCGCCCGCGCGGGCCCGGCCCCGGGCCUCCGCCGUCCUGCAUCGCCCACGGCCGCUCGGGCUCUGCGGCGCGGCGUGCGCGCCAGAGCCGGCGGCAGCAGCAGAGCCUGCGGCUCUCGCCGUGCAGGAGGACGACACCGCGGCGGAGACAACCACUGCGCUUGAUGACAUCAGCAGCAGCGACAUCCAGCGCAGGGACGUGUUUGCAGACUCCGCAUUGUGCCACUGCGAGCAGGCCGGCGCGUGCCACCUCCCCACCAGCGGCGCCGCCGAGAGCGUGGCGGCCGCCGAUGGGGCGGCGGAUGAGGUGUUUGUGUUCCAGAAGUGGGGCGACAGCCUCGAUUGGGCGCUGGACCCCUCCAGCGAUGAUGAUGAUGAUGAUGAUGAUGAGGUGGCGUAUGAUGGGCAGGAGCGCCGCGACGACGUGAGGGCGGCAGGGCAGCAGCAGCGGCAGCGACAGCUCUUGCUGCAGCAGCAGCCGGCCGCCGCCCGCUCGGCCGCCGCCGCGGCGGAGGAGCAAGCGCGGCUGCAGCGCCAGGAGGAGGAGCAGUGGCGGGAGAGCGAGUACGGGCGGCUGUGCCUGCGCCACGAGGGGCGGGGCCCGGGGCAGUCGCCGCGCGAGGCGCCGUUCAAGGACUGGGCGCGCCCGGGGCCGUCGCGCCUGAGCUUCGGGCGGCGCGCCUGGAGCAGCAGCGACGGCGGCAGCGACAGCGGCAGCAGCGGCGGCAGCGACGCCAGGCAGGGCGACGGCACCUGCAGCGGCAGCGGCGGCGGCGACGAGCGCGACAGGGCCGGCAGCCGCGGCAGCAGCAGCUGCGGCGACAGCGAUGAUGCAGCCAGUGGGGUGUGA